Molecule: messenger RNA, 2256 nt
Organism: Contarinia nasturtii (swede midge)
Lineage: Eukaryota; Metazoa; Arthropoda; Insecta; Diptera; Cecidomyiidae
Product: zinc finger protein 1 homolog
Exons: 3
Coding region: 426-1991 (521 amino acids)
Cellular component (GO): nucleus
Molecular function (GO): zinc ion binding
Source: RefSeq, a predicted model, not a curated record
UCAGCCGUCACGGCUUAUAUUUUUAUUUGUGCAAAAAAAAUCCAACAAACAAAUACAAUUGUAUCAUUCUUGCCAACAAAGAAUCCACAAAGAACAAUUUAAAAAAAAAUUAUAGACAAAUCUGGCAAUAAUUGAAUACAAUAAAAUUGAAUAAAAAUUGUUAUUAUUAUUGAUAGUUGUAUAUGAACAAUGUUUGAUGGUAUUUGAAGUGGCUUUAUUUUGUAUUGCAAAACACAAUUGAAAUGUUGUCUGCAUCAGUCUUGAGUCACACAUUUCGAUAAAAUAAUGGGCACUGCAUAAAAAUAAUAAGGUCGCCUUAUAGUGAAACUUAAAUUGUUGUCAGCUCAUUUCGUUGUAUUGCAUCAUAUCUAAAGAAGAAAACAAAAAACACAUUGCUGCAGAUACGUCGAUGUUGAUGGUCUUAAAUGACGUUGAGCAUGGAGUUGCCGGAGAACGAAAACGUUCAAUUAAACGAACAAAAUUUUCGACAUGUUUGUCGCUUGUGUUUACAAUCCGAUGAAGUGUUCAUCAACGUAUUUGAAGGCAUCGAACAGAAUCCAUCGAAGCGACCAUUGGCCGAUCGUGUCUAUGAUUUGUAUCAAAUCAAGCUACUAAAGGACGAUGGUCUGCCAACAAAUAUUUGCCACCGUUGUUUGUAUUUGUCCGAACUCUUUUCCGAGUUUCGCGACGGUGUCCACCAAUGUGAGCGAAAACUACAAGAUUUCGUAGUGUCAAUGGCAAGUCGUUCAAAUGAUGAUGUAACCCCGACAUGGCAUUUGGACGAUAUUCUACAUGAUCAGCAUAGAUCGAGCGAAUUCCAACAAAAUGACGUUGUUAUCAUCGAUCCGUUGAAAUGUUACGUUAGUUCGGAUGAAGAUUCGGACGAUGAAACUACAACCGAAAACCCACAACCUGCCGAAAUAAACAAGGAAUUCCCAGUUCCAUUACCACAUUAUCCAAUGACGGUGCCUGACAGUAAUCGUAGUUUUUUGAGCGACACAUCGGUCAUUUUCGAUCCAAAACCACUGCGGAAUGUAUGCUUUUGCAAAUAUUGUGAGGCAGCAUUUGCUCAACGACACGAAUGUGAUGCACACGAAAAAAGUAGCCACGAUCCAUUGGUGCCGCAUAUCUGUCGAUUUUGUGCAUUCUCAUGUGAUGAACAGGUGAAUUUGAUCGCACACAUCCGACAGUUUCACGACGCCGAACGACCGUAUUUCUGUACGCAAUGCAACAAGAACUUUGGCCGUCGUGCCGACUUGCGUAAGCAUGCUGUCAGCCACACAAACAUCCGUCCAUUUUCAUGUCCAGUAUGCGCGAAGGCGUUUUCCCGCAAAACCAACGUUACAAACCAUAUGAAAACGCAUGAAGACAAGAAAAACAGCAGCAACGAUUCGGUGCGUACACAAAAAACACCGAUCAAAUCAAAGACCAUGGCUAACACUGAGUAUCAACCGAUGUUCAUUGAUCAACAGCCAUACCCAUCGUACACAAAUCAAAGCUAUCAAAUCCAACAAAUUUCACCGACAAAACAAGAAAAUGCCAUUUAUUCAAAAUGCAACGUAAGAUCGGAACCAAACACCAUUCCAAAAUUGAAACUCAAGCUCACAAAACCAUUUCAAAUGUCGCCGUCAACGCCAACAUCUUCACGACACAAUUGUACGACAUGCAAAAAAUCAUUCAAAACCAAACGCGAUUUGGAUCGACACAGUCAAAUUCAUAAUGGCACGAAAUUUCAGUGUUCACACUGUCAAAAGGGAUUUGCACGACGCGAUAAAUUGGUUCGACACGAAAAGAUCCAUACAAAUCGAAAUAAAACGGCAGCUUUACCGGAAUCAGCAUUUUUGGUUGAAAAUCUAAAACGUAACUCACAUUUCACAUCAACCGAACAAAAAUCAUCACCAUCAACAUUGAUUGAAAAAUUGACAUCCAAACCGGAUGAUUUUCGGCCCAAAUUCUAUGCCGAAUACGAUCUCAGCGAAACAAAUAAUUAGACAAACGAAACAAAAACAAAAACAAUUUAAGUGAUUUUAAUUUUUAAAGUCGAGUAGAUUAAAUGAAAAACCAGUUUCAGUUCUUUUGUAACAUGAAUUAUCAAGAAAAGAAGUAAACAAUUUAAGAAUCAUUGUGAUCAAGAUUGCACCGUGUUCUUUAAACUUUUUUCGUGUGAAUUUGGAUAUAGCGAACAACAAUUGUAGCAAAAAUGAAACUCUAACCAAAAAGUGAAUUUCAAUAGACAUAGUACAACAUUAGCUCAUA